GUUCUGUCUAUUUUAACUUCCACUUCGCUUUCUGUCGAUGUGCACGCGCAUGCACAUGCUCUCUUUGCGCCGACUCGCCCUGCGUCGAACACUACUCCAGUACCACCGUCCGUCCUCUUUAAAAGGCUCGUUUACUACGACAUUCCCAGCAUCUCCAGCGAACCUAUACCUAUCACUUCCUGUUUCCCUUUCUCGAUCCGUUCAUCUUCGACGCGAACGACACUCCAUGGCCUCGAGACAACCUGCCUGGGAGCAGCCCAAGAAGCUGCCGGGCGUUGAGCUGCCACCACUACAGAUUUACAAUUCGCUGACUCGGAGGAAGAAUGAGUUUGUUCCACUUGACCCGGAAGGAAAGAAGAUCACUUGGUAUGCAUGCGGCCCCACGGUAUACGAUAUUUCACAUCUUGGCCAUGCCCGGAAUUAUGUCUCAACCGAUAUAAUUAGGCGCAUUUUGAAAGAUUACUUUGCCUUCGAGGUCAAAUUUGUAAUGAACAUUACCGACGUGGAUGACAAAAUCAUAAUCCGUGCCAGGCAACGGUACCUACUCGCUCAAUUCAAAUCGAAACAUCCCACAUUUGACGAUGCCACAUUCCACGAGACCCACGCUGCAUGGAAGGCUUAUGUUAUCAAGAAUCUGGGCCUUGUGCCUGUGCGCACCACAACCGGCGAUUUCAAAACGGCUUCCGAGCUUGCGUACAAAAAUGUGAUCGAGGAAAAAUCUCUUGAUGGCACAACGGCCCCUGGCGAAACGGAGGCCAAGAUCAAAAUGCACUUACGCACUGCUCAAGCUGCUGCUGACGGGCUCGAAACAUUCAGCGCUUCCAGAUCCACACCACAAGAUGAACUGUAUGCAAAGGUCGACGAUGUGCUACUGUCAUAUUUGGACGAUCUCUACGGCUCCCAAAUUGACGCCACAGAUCACACCAUAUUUGUUCAAUUAACGCAGCACUACGAGAAGUUAUUUUUCGAAGACAUGCACGCCCUCAACGUUCUCGUUCCAGACGAAAUCACUCGCGUCACCGAGUUUGUCCCACAAAUCAACACAUUCGUGGAAAAGAUCAUCGAAAAGGGCUUUGCCUAUGAGACCGAAGAAGGCAAUGUCUACUUUGACAUUGAUUCUUUUGAAAAGGUUGGUAACGCGUACUGCCGGCUCGAACCCCAGAAUCGUGGCAAUCAAGAGCUGCUUACCGAUGGCGAGGGCGGCUUGUCCAAGAAACGCAGCGACAAGCGCUCGAAAAAUGACUUUGCGCUCAUCAAGAAGAGUAUGCCUGGCGAGCCCGCAUGGCCGUCCAAAAGAUGGGGGCCAUCAAGGCCGGGUUGGCAUAUCGAGUGCAGUGUCAUGGCGUCAGCAGUCCUAGGGCCGACUAUGGAUAUUCACAGUGGAGGUGUGGAUCUCAUGUUUCCACAUCAUGAUAAUGAAUUAGCACAGAGCGAGGCGUAUUGGCUUGGCGAGGAAGGCUGCGCUGCAAGUAAUCAUACCUGGGUUAGGUAUUUCCUUCAUAUGGGGCACUUGUCCAUCCGGGGCCAAAAGAUGAGCAAGAGCCUAAAAAAUUUCACCUCGAUUCGCGAGGCCUUGACACUGGGCGAGGAUGGCACACCCGCGUGGACAUCGAGGAUGGUACGCAUCGUACUGCUGCUUGGCUCAUGGAAGGACGGCGUUGAAAUCACCGAGGGCCUCGUCAACAUCGCCAAAGGCUGGGAAGAAAAGAUCACAAAUUUCUUCCUCAAGGCCAUCGAUAUCGAACUGUCCUCCAACGACACCGCUAACAACCAACCCUCGCCCUCUAACCCCCUUUCUAUUGCCCUUGAAAAGGCCAAGAAGGAAACCGAUGACGCACUCUGCGACUCCUUCAACACCCCGAUGGUCAUGCAAACCAUCUCUAACCUCGUUACCGAAGCCAAUUCGGCCAUCUCCAAUGACCCUACCACCGACACCACCUCUCUCCUCUCUAUCGCCCACUGGAUCACGCGUAUCAUCACUAUCUUCGGCCUCAACGGCAGCGCCAGCCCAAAUACUACCACCAUCGGCUGGGAAGGCGUCUCUAUCCCCACGCCCGCACAACCCGUCAUCUACCGCCUCAGCCAGAUACGCGACGAGGUCCGCCGGCAAGCCCGUGCUAAGGCCGUUGUGCCCGAGGUGCUAGAGAAGCUGGCCUUGCAGCCCCCACCAGCCACUCCCACCCCCGAGAACCAGUCAUACGUAACCGCGUACCAGACAUUUCAAUCCCAAGUCAAGACUGCGCUCGCUCAAUCCGGCGGCAUUGAAUCUGAGCUCCUCCGCCUCUGCGACUUACUGCGCGACACUGUACUAUGGGACCAGGACAUUUACCUCGAGGACCGGGACGCGCCACUACCGGCGCUAGUCCGACCCCUGGAUGCCAACAUGAAGGCGGCGCGCGCGGCUAAAGAACGCGCGGCGGAGGAGAAGCGCUUGGCGAAGGAGCAGCGCUUGGCGGAAGAGGCGACGAAGAAGGCUGCAGUAGCGGAGAAGGCUAAGGUCCAGCCGCAAGAUAUGUUCAAGACGGAUGAGUUUGCUGAGUGGGAUGCAAAUGGGGUGCCGACGAAGUUGAAAGGCGGAGAUGAUGUGACUAAGAGCCGGAAGAAGAAGCUGGAGAAGGAAUGGAAGGCGCAGCAGGUGGCACAUGAUAAGUGGAAGAACGAGCAGAAGUAGCUGCGGGAGUUGCCGGCAUGAUUUAUCCCAGUUUUGGGUCGCCUACGGGAAUAUCCCUGGAGACUUUUCUCGCGUAGGAUUGAGGAAAAGUUUGG
Molecule: messenger RNA, 2766 nt
Organism: Hyaloscypha bicolor E
Lineage: Eukaryota; Fungi; Ascomycota; Leotiomycetes; Helotiales; Hyaloscyphaceae
Exons: 9
Coding region: 50-2671 (873 amino acids)
Biological process (GO): cysteinyl-tRNA aminoacylation
Cellular component (GO): cytoplasm
Molecular function (GO): ATP binding; cysteine-tRNA ligase activity
Source: RefSeq, a predicted model, not a curated record